Molecule: messenger RNA, 1659 nt
Organism: Exserohilum turcica Et28A
Lineage: Eukaryota; Fungi; Ascomycota; Dothideomycetes; Pleosporales; Pleosporaceae
Exons: 3
Coding region: 1-1659 (552 amino acids)
Biological process (GO): DNA-templated transcription
Molecular function (GO): DNA binding; zinc ion binding
Source: RefSeq, a predicted model, not a curated record
AUGAUUGGUGGUUUAACCAGCCGCCUUGAGUCACUCGAGUCUACCCUAAACAAGAGGCUCCCACCUGUGGAAAGCACUGCAACAAUCGAUUUUGAUCAUCACUGUCAAGAUGCUUUUUACGAAAAUAUCAACCUGGACGUAUCACCAUUGAUGGACACAUUUCCUGACCCUAAUCCGGUGUCCACUUCGUCAACCGAAAACAUCUGGAACGUACCUUUCCCGCCUUUGGACGACCCAGAGACCUCCAAUGCCUCUGGAACCAGCCCUUUUCCAGAACAAGCGCCUUUUUCAGCUGGUCUCUACCAGCCUGUUAUAGAGAAUCACGGCAACUCUGACUUGGCGUUCGACGAUGGACAGGAUCUUACUUCCCCGCAAAACUCUCAUGAAAGCCGUGCACGUGAUCAAAGAAGCGGGUCUUCCGUCGGAGGCUUGCCCCGAGUUUGCCAAGCAGAGUUUUUUGGGUGGACGUCUCAACCCUACCACUACUUGGAUGUCGCGUGCAUGAAUAGCGGCAAAAGGAAACUGAACCAUUCCUCGCAAUUGUACUCGCCCUUUUUGGAAGAAAUAAUGCUUGCGUGUGCAGCUCGAGACAGUACUUCAAAAACUAUGCAGAGUGCAGGAACCGUAUUCGCCCAACGUGCGAAGGCCACACUUGUUCAUUAUUUGCAGGAUCCUACCAUCGCCGUUGUGCAGGGUCUCAUCUUGCUCGGCGCUUUUGAGGUUACGACUGGGAAUGUUAAUCUUGGUUGGACCUUCCACGGAGUGGCUUUUCGGAUGCUAUUCGAUCUUGGCCUACAUCAGAGUCCGUCUUCCUGCCUGGACGAUAUGUCUCCUAUCCCAGAAGAAGGUUACUUAUUUGCUCAGAGAUUGUUCCUAGUUGGAUUUUGCCACGAUACCAUAUUUUUCUGGUUCAUCGGUCGGCCGCGAAGCGUUCCUUUUGAUGCCGUCCAACGAGUUCUAACGAACAGCAAGCUGAGAGAUGCGACAGAUCUGAUUCCGUGUAACCUACUAGCUUGGACCGAGCUAAGUAUCAUCGCCUCUAAUCUGCAAGAUGUUCUGAACAGUAGCAAGCCUAUUACUUGCCAAGAUGUUGAACAGCUGGCCGCUACUAUGGACACACUUCAAAAUUGGCAUAACGCACUUCCCUCAGACAUAGCCUGGAGCGAUGUUGAAACACCGCUCCUGAGCCCUUCUCUACAAGCCCUCCAUGUCCAAUUCUUUUCCAUCCAAGUCACCUUUCACCGCAUCUCCAGGAAUAGCGGUCUGAAUUUCUCCGAGGAUGCCCUCCAGGGCUCCUCCAUUCUCCCUGGGUUCACUGCGGAGGAAUCUAGUAGAAUUCCUCUAGAGAAUACCGUUCGCAUCUCCAAGGCUGUAGAAGUCCAAGAGAAUGCCUAUGACGUUGAAUGUUUUGUCCCUGUUAUGAACGAUUGCAUGUACUGCGCAGCAAGGGUUUUGAUACAACAUCUCAAUUCAGUGGCUAGCUUAGGCGGCGAUUUAGAGAUUCUUGAAGAAAAGACGGCUUUAACAGUGAUAUUAAAAGUCCUCCAGAAUAUCUCAAAUCGGUUUCCGGUGGUCUGUGAAAUGCUGCGGUCGUUGACGGAGUCACUCACAAACACGCAACUUACGAGCCGAUUAGAAAGACAAGGGGUUGAUAUCUAA